This is a messenger RNA of Paramecium sonneborni, 984 nucleotides long. The record is from the annotation of a GenBank genome assembly. NCBI's taxonomy places the organism in Eukaryota, Ciliophora, Oligohymenophorea, Peniculida, Parameciidae.
AUGAUUGAUAUUAAUUUAAUUUUGGAUGAAACUUUACAAGCCUCCUAUAAUGAUGGAAUAUUAGUAUAUUGUGAAUAAAUUAUGUAUUAUACAUAUGUAAGUUACUAUUAAGUUUAUAGACCUAAAAAGAAGUGCAAAUACUAUAUUGAAAGAAGAGCAGGCUUAAAUUCUGUGAAAGCUAAUAAUUAUACAUUAUUAAUAUUUUGUUAUUUUUAAACAUAGAAUAUUGAGAUAUUAAUUUAAAUAAUUACAAAUUUCAAACUAUAACAAUUAAUUUUGAUUUCCAUUCAGUACUUAUUGUAAGACUAUGUUGUGUUAUUUAAAAUAAGAAUCUAAUAUUAAAAUUACCUUCUAAGAUAAGGCUCAUGGUUUAUACUGCAUUUUCGGUAUUAACUAAAAAGAAGUAAAUUAAAAUUAAGAAUUUAGAAUUUCGAGUUUCUGAUUACUUUUAGCGGAUAUGCAUGUUUAGGAUAAAAGGUUUCAACAGUAUUUAUGAAUUUUGAUAAUGUCAGAUAUUUAGAUUAUGAUUAUAAACCAGAUAGGUCCUUUCAUAAAAUCAAAUAAUUAAAAAUCAAACAAAUAAAUUGUGAAGCAUAAAUAUGGACAAUUUUUAAUAAUAAUUCAUAACUUGUUUAUAAAAAUUUUCCUCAUCUGAUGCAUUCAAGUGUUUUUGUUUUAUUCACUUUCUUCCAACCUUAUUCUCAAGAGUUUAAAUUUAAAUCUCAAAACUUCGAAAAUAUUACAUAUCCCAAUUUUUUCAUUUAAAUUUUUAAAAGUUUUCUUUAGGAUUUUUAAACCACUUCUAAAAAUUUGAAUAUUUACGUAAUCACAAAUCGAAUAGAAAACAUUCGCAUUUUAUAAAACUAUAGUUUUGUAAGGAUAUGUUUUUUCCAAACAUUUGAUUUGCUUACUAUCCACUUGUUAAAUUAAAACAACAUGUUUCUUAAAAUCUACCUUCCAACAUCCAGUUUAUUAAAAGUCUGA